AUGGGAUAUAAGAUAUAUUCUAACUCUGACUUAGUUCAAACAGUAACAUGGGCAAACUAUGAAUGGUUCGCUUUGAGAAACUCAGUACAACCACAAGCUAGAGAACAAACAGACCAGUAUGCCACCAUUGAGAAAAUAAGAAGACUUGACCCUAACGUUCCAGGAGUUUAUGUUAACCUUUCUGGACAAACUGCAGCAGCAGUAACCAAAGUAAAACUGAAACUUAGAGUUCCUUUGUCAUCUUUCCUCAUCUUCAGGUUUUUAAGAUACUUGCCAAACUGGGCAGGAAAAAUUUCUAUCGAACUUACUCCAAGCAAAAAUAACUUAGUCAUUGCACCAACACAAGACCCAUUCACUCUUACAGAAGUAGUGGGAACAAAUAAAAUGUCAUUCGCCGACUUUUGCAAAAACAAAGUUGACUUAGACUUUGGUUUCUCAAACCUCAACACUGAAGUAAACUAUUAUUUCAAUGCUGCUGGAGAUGCUUGGGACCCAGUUAAGUUCACAUGCGAAAAGUUUGAAUGCAAGAGAAUAGAAAGCAGACUUGCAGUCUAUAUGUUGGACCCAGAUAUUUCAAAUGCUUUAGCUGCCAAAUAUAUUGCAGUUCCACUUAUGUUCCCUAUACACCAAAUAUCUGUCAAAGACUUUGCAGGUGAAGUUGGAAACCAAAGUGCUGACCCAGGUGCAAGAACAGAUAUUGCUUUAACAACUGCAAUGAAACAUGCAGAUACUAUGUUUGUACUGUUCAGACGAACUAUAAAUGACUAUUCUU
Trichomonas vaginalis G3 is the source of this 772-nucleotide messenger RNA. RefSeq names its product protein of unknown function, DUF4106 family. The transcript has a single exon. The record is from RefSeq and is a predicted model, not a curated record. The annotation marks the transcript as partial. NCBI's taxonomy places the organism in Eukaryota, Parabasalia, Trichomonadida, Trichomonadidae.